ACCGAACUAGGGUUUCUACUUUCCGGGGGUCAUGGCUUGCACUAUAGAUUUCAGGUGUUUGGAUGAAGGCUUUGGAGGCAAAACCUACAAGCGAAAGCGACAAGCCGCCGAAGCUUACGAUAACGAUGGCGCUUCCAUGGACAUCGACGAUUCAUGUCCCCCGGCGGCGAAGCGGUCUGCUAUCCCCUCCUCUGACGAUCCAAACAAGCCAUCCUUCGGCCGGCCUACUUAUGACGGUGUGAUAGCGGGAAAAGUCUCGGGGCGAAACUGGAAGCAGCCUCGGAAGCAUCGGGCGUCGGCGAAGCAGGUGAGUCUGAAGCGGUCGAGCUUGGAGGAGAGACAGCGGCAGAAGGAGCUGAAUAGGGCGUACAAGGAACGAAUGAAUGAAUUGAAAGAAGAGAUUAGGCAAAACAAGGUUGAGAAGAGGAAGAAGAGAGAGGAGAGGGAGAAGAAGAAAAAGGAAAAUAUAAUGAGGUCUGGGACAAAGUUUCAGAAAAUCAGCAAUCCUAAUACUCUGAAGAAGAUUGCCAAGUCUAAGCAGAGGAAGCUCCUCCAAGUUGUUCCUGAUGAUUUGGUGAACAAGAGGAGAAACAACAAUAACAAGUAGCCUUUCGGAAUUUAGUUUUAUUUUCUUCUUCUUUUUGUUAUUAUGUAUUUUUGGUUCUAUUUGCCUAUUUGAAAUGAAUUAUUAUUAUUAUUAUUAUCAUCAUUUCUUUCAAUGGAGGCUGUAGAAGUUUUGGUUGGAACUGGAAAAUCAGCUCUGUUUAUAUAUAAUAAUUAUAAUUAUAAUAA
Rubroshorea leprosula is the source of this 792-nucleotide messenger RNA. Lineage: Eukaryota; Viridiplantae; Streptophyta; Magnoliopsida; Malvales; Dipterocarpaceae. The record is from the annotation of a GenBank genome assembly.